AUGCCAAAAAACUGUUUUCCAUUGUGCGCUGAGAAACGAGAUUUCAUGGAGGUAAGUCACAAGAAAAAAUGUUUUUUGAAAAUAAAAAAAAACGAAAAAAAAUCGGAUAUUAAUCCAGUUUUUUCAGAAAAAAAAAAGGCAGAAAAUAUGUUUUUUGGUAAACAAUUUUUGAAACGAAGAAAAAUGAUGAAUAAUAAAAUGAAAUCAAAAAUCAAUAGAAAUCAAGAGCAACCACGUAUUAAUCGAAUUAUUUUGUGGUCUUAUCAAAACGGAAAAUGUUUGACAUUCUUUUUUUUGAUAACAAAAUAUUAUUGAACUAAAAUUUUAUUAGCUCUUUUACAGCUUUCAACAAAAAGGAAAGAAUUUCUUAUGUUUUUCAAUUUGAAAAAGAGCAAAUUGUUUAUAAAAAAUUGCAGAUUUGAAAUGUUUUAUACAUUUUUGAUGAAAGAAAGAAAGAAAAGGGAAGUGAACUUUUAGACAAAAAAUGUUAUUUGAUUUUUCAAGUUUUGUUUUUAUGUAAAGUGCAUUUGGAGAGGGGUACUGUAGUUGAGUUUUUUGAGACUGAAAAGGAAAACAUAGAAAAUGUUUCGAGAAAAAUUUGAGAUUUAUUUUCAAAAAAUAUUGUUUGACAAUCUUGAAACACAUUUUUAAGAUCUAGAAGCUUUUGCUAUUUUUUAGUCGAAAUGUUAGUUUUGAUUUCGAAAUCUGAGAAAAAAAUGGAAGUUUUCCUGAAAAUUUUUUUUUCCGAAAUAUAUUUUUUGAGUGUUAGAUUUGAAUAAUAUUUUGAGUAUUGAAUUAUGAACCUUUUAAUCAAAAUUUUUAAGUUGAUUAUAUUAUUCAAACAAAAAUUCACAUCCAAACUUUGAUCCCAAAUAUCCCACAAAUAAAAUACCAACCUUUCUCCUUCUGAAAUUACAGCACAAUCCACCUCGAAAAGCCGAAGAUUUCUUCCGCGAUUAUGAUCCAACAAUUGGAAUAGGAACAGCUGCAAUCCUUGUCCUUUUUUUCAUGGUUGUAACUCUUAAAAGUUUCAUCCGAUGCGCGAUUCGAAAAUGGAAAAUGCACAAAUUCUACAAAAAACUCGAAAAAUCGCAGAGAAAAGAGAAAGAUGCUGAAAUCAGUGCGACAAAAUCAUCAGAAAUUGUAUAA
Caenorhabditis angaria is the source of this 1149-nucleotide messenger RNA. NCBI's taxonomy places the organism in Eukaryota, Metazoa, Nematoda, Chromadorea, Rhabditida, Rhabditidae. The record is from the annotation of a GenBank genome assembly.